UACUAGCAUGUUGUUACCAUGAUUAACAAGAGACUAGCAUGUUGUUAGCAUGAUUAGCAUGUUGCUAGCAUGUAGCUAGCAUAAGUAGCAAGUGACUAGCAUGCUGUUAACAUGACUAGCAUGUCUCUCCUCAAGAAAUGCCACAUGCAGUCCCGACUGAGCUUUGCCAAAACGCACCUUGAAGAUUCUGAGGCUACAUGGAAAAAGAUUUUAUGGACAGAUGAGGCUAAAAUUUAAUUAUUUGACCUCAACACCAAACAAUAUGUCUGGUGGAAAUCAAAAACAGCUCACCAUCCAGAUAACACAGUAAAGCAUGGAGGUGGUAGGAGCAGGCGGAACUGGAUCCCAACGGGGGGAGCAGGGGGCACUGGAGUCCACCAGUGCGGAGCAGGCGGAACUGGAGCCCACCAGUGCAGAGCGGAUGGAACUGGAGCCCACCAGGCCAAAGCAGACAGAGCAGGAACCCACCAGGUUGGACCAGACAGGACAGAAGCCAACCAGGGCGGAGCAGAUGGGGCCGGGACCCAUGGCAGAGACUGGGACCUAGAGAAAGCAGAGACAGACAGCACAGGCAGUGCAUUCAUGGUCUCAGGGACCAAGGCAGGGAACAUAGAGGUCACAGACGGCUUUCAUGGCCAUGACAGGGCAGGACGAAGUUUCACAGACGGCCUCCGUAGCCGUGACAGGACAGGCAGUGAGUUCAUGGACGACCUCCAUAGCCAUGACAGGACAGGACGAGAGUUCAUGGACGGCCUCCAUAGCCGUAACAGGACAGGACGAGAGUUCAUGGACGUCCUUCAUAGCCGUGACAGGACAGGACAAGAGUUCACAGAUGGCCUCCAUAGCUUUCACAGGACAGGACAAAGUUUCACAGCUGGAUACUACUGACACCUCUGGAGGUUCUGCAGCGGAUGCUGCCACCUCUGGAGGUUCUACAACAGUACCCUCAGUGCAUAGGGAGAGCUCAGUAAUGGUCUCUCUGAUCGUGACAUGACAGACUGAGAGUGUAUUGCUGGGCACCACCACCGCGCAAGGAGCUGAAGCGAGGGCCGCUGCCUCGGGAGGUUCUGCAGCAUUGGCCACCACCUUUGGGCGCCAACAUCUCUAAAGUUUCAGUGGUGGUGUAUGCAGCCCAAACACACCAUACAGCAAUCCCCCACAUGGGAAGUGCUGCAGGCAAGGGAAUUAGUUCCUGAACAGGAGGGGUUGAGCGCGCUGGUUUAGGGAUACCAGCUGCAUGUGCUGACACCAGCACUGAAUGCUCCACGCUGGAUGCCAGUCUGGAAGACUGAAGAGCUGACCUCAAGGCUCUGGGUGCAACAGAUAGGGAGUGAUAAAAUUCAGGAUGAACAGAUGAGACACAGUGAUCAGCUGUCACAUGAUGACUCUCUAGAAGAUCAGCUGAGAUGUGACGAGGCUCUGGAAGAUAGGCUGAGAUGUGACGAGGCUCUGGACAAUCAGCUGAGAUGUGACGAGUCUCUGGAUGAUCGGCUGAGAUGUGACGAGUCUCUGGAUGAUCGGCUGAGACGUGACAAGGCUCUGGACAAUCAGACCUGUCAUGCCUGUCACCCUCAACAUGAACAUGGCAAUGCCUUCCUGGUUUGACAUAGUUAGUCUUCAUCCUCAUGCAGAGGAAGAUGAAACUGGAAUAAAAAGAGCUGCUGAAAGCAUCAAAGCACUGAUUGAUCAAGAAGUUAAGAAUGGUAUUCCAUCUCAUAGAAUUGUGUUGGGAGGGUUCUCUCAGGGUGGAGCCCUGUCUCUCUACACUGCUUUGACAACUCAUCAGAAGCUGGCUGGUGUUUUUGCUCUCAGCUGCUGGUUGCCCCUCAGGAACUCCCUGUCACAGUCAAUGAUAAGCAGAAAUAAGGACAUAUCAGUGCUGCAGUGUCAUGGUGAAGCAGAUCCUCUUGUUCCUUUUAUUGUUGGCUGUCUCACUGUAGAGAAACUCAAAGUUAUGCUGAAUCCCUCCAAUAUCACUUUUAAAACAUAUUCUAAAAUGCCUCACAGUGCAUGUCUCGAGGAAAUGAUGGAUAUCAAGCAGUUUAUUGAGAAGCAGCUCCCCAAAAUCAAUAAAUCUAUAAUUUAAACUUUAAUUGGCCAUUUGACAAAAUAAGUACACAAAUGAAGUUUUUACUUUCUUGUACUUAAGAAAAUAUAUUAAAAAUAUACUUAAGUCAAA
Messenger RNA from Cyprinus carpio (common carp), 2179 nucleotides. RefSeq names its product lysophospholipase 1 (gene lypla1). The record is from RefSeq and is a predicted model, not a curated record. The transcript has 7 exons. The coding region runs from base 1559 to 2086 and encodes 175 amino acids. Gene Ontology annotation, molecular function: palmitoyl-(protein) hydrolase activity; carboxylic ester hydrolase activity. Gene Ontology annotation, cellular component: cytoplasm. Gene Ontology annotation, biological process: protein depalmitoylation. NCBI's taxonomy places the organism in Eukaryota, Metazoa, Chordata, Actinopteri, Cypriniformes, Cyprinidae.